Quercus lobata is the source of this 1124-nucleotide messenger RNA. Its product is annotated as probable leucine-rich repeat receptor-like protein kinase At1g35710. The coding region runs from base 30 to 1124 and encodes 364 amino acids. The record is from RefSeq and is a predicted model, not a curated record. Gene Ontology annotation, molecular function: protein binding. NCBI's taxonomy places the organism in Eukaryota, Viridiplantae, Streptophyta, Magnoliopsida, Fagales, Fagaceae. The transcript is spliced from 2 exons.
UAAAAGUUCAUCCCUCAUCCACCGACAUAAUGACAUCACUUUCAAACAAACCUCUCUUCAACCAAUUCAUUUCAUCUCUAGUCUUCUUCCUCCUUGUUGUCAUCAUCCUUGAUUUCAUUUGUUCAUCCACUGCUUCUGUUUCCUCUGUAACUUCUCCUUUCGUUUACACUAAUAAUAAGGUUAAGUUAGCAGAAGAAAGAAAGGAAGCAAAGGCUCUUCUAAAAUGGAAAACCAACCUUCAAAGUAAAAGACAGCCUUUCUUGCCCUCUUGGGCUGGAAGCAAUCCUUGCAAUUGGGUUGGAAUAAAUUGCGACAAGUCUGGAAGUGUCACCCAUCUAAACCUUUCAAGUUACAGUUUAAGAGGUACGUUUCACAAUCUAAGUUUUCAAUCAUUCCCCAAUCUACUCAGUGUUGACCUUUCUUCGAACUCACUAUUUGGAACCAUCCCCUCAAAUAUUGUUCACCUCUCUAAACUCUCGGUUCUAAACCUUUCUUAUAAUCAAUUCGUUGGGAGAAUUCCUUCAGAAAUAGGCCAAUUGACAAGUCUUCACAUCUUUUACCUCGCAGCAAAUCGUAUGAGUGGCCUUAUCCCUCAAGAAUUAGGAGGAUUAACUUCUUUGAAUGAACUUGAUUUAUCGUCAAAUAAUCUCACAGGUGUCAUCCCUACUUCUCUUGGAAACUUAAGCAACCUAACCUUUCUAUAUCUUUAUGGGAACCAAAUUUCUGGUUCUAUCCCUCAAGAAUUAGGAAUGCUAAGUUUUCUGACUGACCUUGCGUUAUCAAAAAGUAAUCUUACAGGUACCAUCCCUACUUCUCUAGGAAACUUAAGCAACCUAACUACUCUAUAUCUUAAUGACAACCAACUUUCUGGUUCCAUCCCUCAAGAAUUAGGAAUGCUAAGUUCUCUAGCAGUCCUUAUGUUAUCAACAAACAAUCUCAUAGGUACCAUACCUACUUCUCUUGGAAACUUAAGCAACCUAACCACCCUAUCUCUACAUACGAAUCAACUUUCAGGUUCCAUUCCUCAUGAAUUGGGAAUGCUAAGUUCUUUGAUUGACCUUGAGUUAUAUUCAAACAAUCUCACAGUCUCACAGGUACCAUACCUGCUUCUCUUGGAAACUUAA